UUUUCAAAAAAUGGCGCUUAGAAUUACGGAACCGUGGAUCAGGGAACGUGUCAAGUUAAAACAUGAUCAUUUAGAUGAUGUGAAAUCUCUCUCACUUCCUGGUGCAUAUAAUGAGAAGAUUUCAUCCCUGGGUACAGCUCUUCAUGGAUUCACUCGACUCAAGUCCUUAGAUCUGUCAAGGAAUUCUCUUAUGACUACUGAGGGUCUGGAGAAUCAACAAACACUGGAGUCACUUAACCUAUACUAUAAUAACAUUUCAACUUUGAAGGAUUUACAUGGGUUAAGGAAUUUGACAAAUCUAAAGGACUUAGAUCUGCGGUUGAACCCAGUCACCAAAAAUGAACCUGAUUACCGUCUGUUCCUUGUCCACAUGUUGCCAAAUCUACGGCGACUUGAUGAUAGAUCUGUGAGGGAUAGCGAAAGAAGAGCAGCCAUAAUGCACUUUACAUCUGAUCAGGCAUCAGAAUUUGAUCGCCAUUCUUCACCAAAAUCUGAAAGACCUUCAGAGAGGGUACCCUUGCCUAGAUCUGAUAUGAUUCAUAAGCUUGCUCCUUGUCCAUCAGUGCUAGAGGAAGACGAUGUGGCAGUCCUUGAUCUUAUCACACGCACUGGUGGAGACUUAAAACAGCCAAAAGCGAUCUCUGGCUCAGCAGCUAGGGUACCUGAUACUGAAGAUUAUACUAGAGAUGAACUCCACAAGAUGCUUCCAUCAAUGGCAGGACCUACUAGACACAAGACAGAUCUAAGAGACUCUUCUCAGGAUUAUAGACCACACAAGGAUAGAGUGUAUGUUCACUUUGCAGAUGAUAAAAUGAGACCAGCUGAUGAUCCAAAUCUAAGAUACACAGAUGAAACAAAUGCUUACACAACAAUAUCUACAAGAGGACAUUUCACACCAAAUCCAAGGGCAACAAAUCAUAAUACAAUACCCAGUGGGAACACUUGGUCACAUGAUCUAAGACAUGCCCUAGAAGACCCUAUAUCUGACAGGUCUGUCAAGGGUGACUUUCCCAGAUCACAAGAAAGAGGACAAGAUGUGAGUAUACCAUUGUCAGCAAGGUCAUAUGAACUGUCACCCUCUAGAAGACUACAACCAUCUCCUAAACAAUCUCAAGGACCUCUUGCGGACAAGUUGGGUCCAGGAGAUGAUAUAAGCAACAAAAGAGAGAUGCCAACACAUGACUCUUUUGCAAACUCAACAAAAAUGGAUAUUACGGACUCAUCAGGGUCUUUAGAUCAAGAAGAACUCUUAAACAAACUUCUUGACUUAGUGGACAAGUACUGGAAUGGAUCCAAAUCACUUCAUCAUCAUUCAAAGUUUCAGAGUCUUGCUCAAAAACUUCUUUCUUCCUACUUACCACCUUCCAUGGAAAGAGCUCAUUUGACACCGUCACAUGAUAAUGAUAAAGUACAAAAAGAACUGAAGGAAAGAACAGCAGAAAUAUCAAGACUACGUGACCAAAUGUCACAACAACAGACUGACAUGGAACAAUUGCAUAACAAGCUAAAAAGCCACCAAGGAUUAAAGGAUUCACUUGAUGCUGCCUCAUACGAACUGGCCUCUGUGAGAUCAAGACUUCUAGAGUUUCAGGAGGAGAAUAGUGCCCUACAAUCUAAAAUAACUGCCCUAGAGGUUGCCUCACAUGGUGCUUCAGAGCAAGAAAAACUUAUAGGUGAGCUUCAACAAAGAAAUCUUUCACUUCAGGAACAAGUUAAAUCUCUUAGCCAACAAGUUCAACAACAAAAUGUUAAUCUGGAGCAAUUACAGGAGCUCACAAACAUGCUACAAGAAAGCCACAGAUCACUAGUAUCUACAAAUGACCAUUUGCUGCGGGAACUGGAUGAGGCACGGCAGCGCCAUCAACAUGAAGUUCACCAGAUGCACUGGAGCUAUGAUAAUCUUAAAAAGACUAUCGACUGGUUACCAAAUAGUGUCAAGUAACAUUAAGACAAUCACUGGAGCCUAUUGUUCUACAACAGAUAUCUCUUCCUUAGAUAACCUUCAUAUAGAAACUAAGAUGUUUGCUUGCAAAAUAACAUAUUUAAUGAAGCGAAGAAAUAUUACAUAGCAUUUUAAUGUGAAGUUCAUGUGUCAAUUUUUGCUUAGUAUUUCUAAAUGAGUGUCUAAAACUUUAUGAAGACCCUAUGAACUGUAACUUGUAAUGAAAGUCUAAACUCAUGUCCUAAAUUAAAAGCUUGAAAUGUAAAACUUUUUCAUUACAAUUCUAUUUGAUUUUACAGGACUUCAUAUUUUCAGGCAUUAUGUGCAUGUCAAGUUAGUAAACACUCCAUUAUUAUAAUCACUGUCUUUGUAUCUUUCUGUGCCUGGGGGCUGUACAUACCUACACACAUUAAUUUUUAUUUAUUAUUUCCAAUCAUCAGUAGGUCAGCCUGAUUCUCAGAUGCUAGUUUGCCAUCCCUGCUUGUAAAACAAUCAUGUCAAACCAGUGUGUAUGCAUACAGUAUAUUACAAUAAAGUUUUGAACUGAUCAAAAAAUUGUAUACAGGGAAGAUGUUUGGUCAUGAUAACUUAUUUCUUAGUUUCAUUUGUUUUUCUUUAUAAGGAUCACUCCAGUCAGUUGUCACAACAUAUUUAUUUGCUAAAGCACCCAACCUUGAGAGAGCACCACCCUUUUGGAAGAAAGAGUUAAUAGGCAUCUAGCCUAGACAGGAGUUUGGUUUCAUUCUGUUGGAACAACUCACAUGCAAUGGUGUGGGUUAUUUGCAUCACUCAUUCUUAGACUCCUUGGUCUGGUUGUCACUCAGGGAGAUUCCACCAGACUGUCACCCACAACUCUUGGAUGUACUUAUGUCUAAUUUAGUGGAUAGUGUUCACACUACAGCUGCUAAAAGUAUUGGUGAGGAUUCAAAGUAUUUUCUGUUUACAAUGUUAAUGGCUUUAGGCCCCCAAAUGUGUGAUGAAGCAACCAAAAUAUAGAAACUUGCUCA
Molecule: messenger RNA, 2949 nt
Organism: Pocillopora verrucosa
Lineage: Eukaryota; Metazoa; Cnidaria; Anthozoa; Scleractinia; Pocilloporidae
Product: centrosomal protein of 72 kDa-like
Molecular function (GO): protein binding
Source: RefSeq, a predicted model, not a curated record